AUGAGCAAAGUACCAGCUAAAAAAGUGAUUCCUUCCAAAGGUAGCUCUUCACCAGCGAAAAAAACGACUUCGAAUGUUGCCAAACCACCAGAAAAAGCCAAUGCGACGAAGACUACGAAUGAGACAGUGGCUGCAGCAGUUGCUAAACCAGAAGCACCGAUUGUCAAAGAGGUCAAGAUGAAAGAAGUUCUUCCAAAGGAGAUGGAAAAAUUAGAUAACUUGAAAAAAUGGCCAAUUAUUAUGGAUGAAGUCGGCAAUCUAAAAACUUUCUAUCGUAUGAAUGAACUCGUGAUCGAUUUCAAUACUCCUCUCACCGUACAACGUGUACAAGUUGCUCUUCAAAGUGCUUUUUUUGGACUUACUUUCAAUCCGGACGGAUCUAUUAAUGAUCAUCGCCAAUAUAGUGUUCCGAACAAUGUCAAUCGACUGGUAUCAAUCAUCAUGGAAGACAACCCUAUUGAGAAAUGUGUGGAAGAACUACGAAAAGUUUGCACUCAACUUCAUCCAGAUCUGUUCGAUACAGUUUUCGGAAAAGCCGAUGUCAAAGAAUCAGGACGAGAUGAUCUAGAUCGUCUCUUUGCUAUGACUCAAACACCUGAUGAAAUACGCACAACUGCCUACUAUCAGUUCGGAGCUAAGAGUCGAAGUGAAGUGCCUUUCACAUGUGUAUGGAUUACCCAUCUUACUGAAAUACCAACCGCCUAUGAUAAUCUCUUUGGACCAAGAUUCAAAUUGAAUUACAACUGA
Messenger RNA from Rotaria sp. Silwood1, 747 nucleotides. The record is from the annotation of a GenBank genome assembly. NCBI's taxonomy places the organism in Eukaryota, Metazoa, Rotifera, Eurotatoria, Philodinida, Philodinidae.